Myotis brandtii (Brandt's bat) is the source of this 3289-nucleotide messenger RNA. RefSeq lists its product as uncharacterized. Gene Ontology annotation, biological process: N-acylphosphatidylethanolamine metabolic process. The record is from RefSeq and is a predicted model, not a curated record. Lineage: Eukaryota; Metazoa; Chordata; Mammalia; Chiroptera; Vespertilionidae. The coding region runs from base 197 to 3208 and encodes 1003 amino acids. The transcript is spliced from 18 exons. Gene Ontology annotation, cellular component: cytoplasm. Gene Ontology annotation, molecular function: A2-type glycerophospholipase activity; glycerophospholipid phospholipase A1 activity.
CCUCCGACGCUCACCGCUUCCAGGCCCAGCCAUUCCAGGCCUUGAGGUGGGAAGUCCCCUGAGAAAUGCUGAGAGUCCCUUUAACCAUUUAGUGUUCAGUUCAUCUGAACAAAAAGGAAAGUGAAAGCAAAAGUGUCCCCUCGGGUAUAAAACCUGUUGCACUAGGAGCAGAAAGCAGACCCUGCCCUGGUGAACAAUGGCUUCGUUUCGUGCAGAGCCCAAGCCUGGAGACCUGAUUGAGAUUUCCCGCAUUGGCUCCUCACACUGGGCCCUCUAUGUGGGCGAUGGUGAUGUGAUCCACCUGGCUCCCCCAGGGGAGAACUCUGAGGCUGGAUCUCCCACCGCUUUAGGGGUGGUGAAAAAGGAGCUCCUUGUGGAAGUGCUGGAGUACUGCUCAUAUAAGGUCAACAACUAUUUGGACCACCUGUACAAACCACGGCCCAUAAAGGAGAUCAUCAAGUUUGUGAACGGGUUGGUUGGUAAGAAGAUGGGGCAGCCGGAUAAGAAAAUGAACUGUGAGCACUUUGUCACGGAUCUGAGAUAUGGCAAUGCCCUCAGCGGGCAGUUCCUUGAAGAGCCGAAGCCUGGAGACCUGAUUGAGAUUUUACACAUCGGCUCCUCGCACUGGGCCCUCUAUGUGGGCGAUGGUCAUGUGAUCCACCUGGAUCUCCCGGGGGAGAAGUCUGAGGCUGGAUCCCCCACUGGCUUAGGGGAGGUGAAAAGGCAGCUCCUGGUGGAAGUGGUGGGAAACUGCUUCUAUAAGGUCAACAACCACUUGGACCACCUGUACAAACCACGCCCCAUAAAGGAGAUGCUCAGUGCUGGGAAGGAGAUGGUUGGUAAGGAGAUGGAGUACAGUGUUCUGAGCAGGAACUGUGAGCACUUUGUCACGGAUCUAAGAUAUGGCAAGGCCCACAGCCGGCAGAUUCGUGCAGAGCCCAAGCCUGGAGACCUGAUUGAGAUUUUGCUCAUUGGCUCCUCGCACUGGGCCCUCUAUGUGGGCGAUGGUGAUGUGAUCCACCUGGCUCCCCCAGGGGAGAACUCUGAGGCUGGCGCCCCCACAGGCUUAGGGGUGGUGAAAAGGCAGCCCUUGGUGGAAGUGGUGGGAAACUGCUUCUAUAAGGUCAACAACCACUUGGACCACCUGUACAGACCACGGCCCAUAGAGGAGAUGGUCAGUUCUGGGAAGGAGAUGCUUGGUAUGGAGAUGGAGUACAGGGUUCUCAGCAGGAACUGUGAGCACUUUGUCACCGAUCUGAGAUACUGCAAGGCCCGCAGCCGAAAGUUUCGUGAAGAGCCCAACCCUGGAGACCUGAUUGAGAUUUCCCGCAUUGGCUCCUCGCACUGGGCCCUCUAUGUGGGCGAUGGUUAUGUGAUCCACCUGGCUCCCCCAGGGGAGAACUCUGAGGCUGGCGCCCCCACCAGCUUAGGGGUGGUGAAAAGGCAGCUCCUUGUGGAAGUUUUAGAAAACUGCUUCUAUAAGGUCAACAACCACUUGGACCACCUGUACAGCCCACGGCCCAUACAUGAGAUGAUCAAAUCUGGGAAGGAGAUGGUUGGUAUGGAGAUGGAGCACAGUGUUCUGAGCAGGAACUGUGAGCACUUUGUCACGGAUCUGAGAUACGGCAAGGCCCGCAGCCGGAAGUUUCGUGCAAAGCCCAAGCCUGGAGACCUGAUUGAGAUUCCCCGCAUUGGCUCCUCGCACUGGGCCCUCUAUGUGGGCGAUGGUUAUGUGAUCCACCUGGCUCCCCCAGGGGAGAACUCUGAGGCUGGUGCCCCCACCAGCUUAGGGGAGGUGAAAAGGCAGCUCCUUGAGGAAGUGGUGGGAAACUGCUCUUAUGAGGUCAACAACCACUUGGACCACCUGUACAAACCACGGCCCAUAGAGGAGAUGGUCAGAUCUGGGAAGGAGAUGGUUGGUAAGAAGAUGGAGUACAGUGAUCUGAGCAGGAACUGUGAGCGCUUUGUCACGGAUCUGAGAUACGGCAAGGCCCGCAGCCGGCAGUUUCGUGAAGAGCCCAUGCCUGGAGACCUGAUUCAGAUUUUUCGAUUUUUCACCUCACACUGGGCGCUCUAUGUGGGCGAUGGUUAUGUGAUCCACCUGGAUCCCCCAGGGGAGAACUCUGGGGCUGGCGCCCCCACCGGCUUAGGGGAGGUGAAAAGGCAGCUCCUCGUGGAAGUGGUUGGACACUGCUUCUAUAAGGUCAACAACCACUUGGACCACCUGUACAGACCACGGCCCAUAAAGGAGAUGCUCAGUUCUGGGAAGGAGAUGGUUGGUAUGGAGAUGGAGUACAGUGAUCUGAGCAGGAACUGUGAGCACUUUGUCACCGAUCUGAGAUACGGCAAAGCUCACAGCCGACAGCUUCGUGAAGAGCCCAAGCCUGGAGACCUGAUUGAGAUUCCCCGCACUGGCUCCUCGCACUGGGCCCUCUAUGUGGGCGAUGGUGAUGUGAUCCACCUGGCUCCCCCAGGGGAGAACUCUGAGGCUGGCGCCCCCACAGGCUUAGGGGUGGUGAAAAGAGAGCUCCUCAUGGAAGUGGUGGGAAACUGCUCCUAUAAGGUCAUCAACCACUUGGACCACCAGUACAAACCAAAGCCCAUAAAGGAGAUGCUCAAUGCUGGGAAGGAGAUGGUUGGUAAGGAGAUGGAGUACAGUGACCUGAGCAGGAACUGUGAGCACUUUGUCACGGAUCUGAGAUAUGGCAAAGCCCACAGCCGGCAGAUUCGUGAAGAGCCCAAGCCUGGAGACCUGAUUGAGAUUUCCCGCAUUGGCUCCUCGCACUGGGCCCUCUAUAUGGGCGAUGGUUAUGUGGUCCACCUGGCUCCCCCAGGGGAGAAGUCUGAGGCUGGAUCCCCCACUGGCUUAGGGGAGGUGAAAAGGCAGCUCCUGGUGGAAGUGGUGGGAAACUGCUUCUAUAAGGUCAACAACCACUUGGACCACCUGUACAAACCACGCCCCAUAAAGGAGAUGCUCAGUGCUGGGAAGGAGAUGCUUGGUAAGGAGAUGGAGUACAGUGAUCUGAGCAGGAACUGUGAGCGCUUGGUCACCAAUAUGAGAUACGGCAAGGCCCGCAGCCGGCAGUUUCGUGCAGAGCCCAAGCCUGGAGACCUGAUUGAGAUUUCCCGAAUCAGCUCCUCACACUGGGCCCUCUAUGUGGGCGAUGGUGAUGUGAUCCACCUGGCUCCCCCAGGUAAGGGGGGUUGAAAGUGUAACUCACCAAAGAUUUGUUAACAUGAUGAGAACAAUUCAACGCCAAAUGCCACCCUGGGAACCCUGCAUUGGUUU